GAAACCACUUAGAAAAAAUGCACUUUUUUUUUUUUUUUUUUUUUUUUUUCCCCCUUCGGGUCCUGGAAUCUUGACCCGAACUCUGCUCAAUGCAGGUGUUAGAGUGGUAGCUCUAGAAAGUAACUCAGCUUUUCUUCCAAACUUACAGUCCCUAGAGAAUAGCCUGGAUGGACAAUUAAAGGUAAUUUAUGGUGACUUCUUCAGACUGGAUCCUUUGGUGACUGGAACCGUGAAACCACCUGCUAUGUGUUCUGACAAACUUUUUGAAACCAUGGGUGUAGCAGCAGUUCCUUGGAGGGCAGAUGUACCUCUGAAAAUUUUUGGAAUCUUACCACAAAGAAAGGAAAGGAACACACUUUGGAGGCUUCUUUUUGCCCUGUAUGAAUGCAGUUCCAUAUACAGAUAUGGAAGAGUAGAACUCAACAUCUUUAUAAGUGAAAAAGAGUACAAGGUAUUAACAGCAAAGCCUGGGGAAGCAAGGGCUUACCAAGCACUUACUGUACUUUGGCAAAUAGGAUGUGAAAUUCAGCUACUGCACAUG
Fulmarus glacialis (Northern fulmar) is the source of this 541-nucleotide messenger RNA. It is a transcript of the gene TFB2M, whose product is annotated as transcription factor B2, mitochondrial. Gene Ontology annotation, molecular function: rRNA (adenine-N6,N6-)-dimethyltransferase activity; mitochondrial transcription factor activity. Gene Ontology annotation, cellular component: mitochondrial matrix. Lineage: Eukaryota; Metazoa; Chordata; Aves; Procellariiformes; Procellariidae. Gene Ontology annotation, biological process: rRNA methylation; transcription initiation at mitochondrial promoter. The annotation marks the transcript as partial. The transcript has 4 exons. The record is from RefSeq and is a predicted model, not a curated record.